AUGCCCUUUCCUGAAGCUGAUGAAACUGGUUAUGGUUAUGGUUUGGAAGAUACUGAAUUAAGUGAAAGUAGAGUCCUGGACAAUAUUAAAGAGACCACGACAGAACCUGUAUACACAGUGCCAGAAAUGAGAUAUAAUUAUGAAGAAAAAGAAUAUUUCACAGAGGAAGAUGCUGAAGGACAAAAGCCACAAGAGUAUGGCGAAGCUCAGGAGGAGAAUGAGGAAAAUUUAAAGGCAACAGGAGGAACCAGAGCUGCCUACAAUGAUUAUGAUGCAUGUGAACUUGUUCAAGAUAGUGGAGAAUGUCAGAAUUACGUUCUGAAGUGGUACUACGACAAAGAGAAGAAAAUGUGUGGUCAGUUCUGGUAUGGGGGCUGUGGAGGCAAUAAAAAUAGAUUUGAAACACAAGAAGAAUGUGGAUCCUUCUGUAUAGAGUCUUCCUAG
Chaetura pelagica (chimney swift) is the source of this 444-nucleotide messenger RNA. Its product is annotated as amyloid beta A4 protein-like. The coding region runs from base 1 to 444 and encodes 147 amino acids. Gene Ontology annotation, molecular function: serine-type endopeptidase inhibitor activity. Lineage: Eukaryota; Metazoa; Chordata; Aves; Apodiformes; Apodidae. The record is from RefSeq and is a predicted model, not a curated record. The transcript is spliced from 2 exons.